Hymenoscyphus albidus is the source of this 2147-nucleotide messenger RNA. NCBI's taxonomy places the organism in Eukaryota, Fungi, Ascomycota, Leotiomycetes, Helotiales, Helotiaceae. The record is from the annotation of a GenBank genome assembly.
CCUCGCUCGGAGGGAUGGAAGUUAGUUACCUUUUCUCGACUCCGUAACCCUGUCCUUAGUGUCAACCAUAUUGGCAAUUGAAUUUCGGGAGUAAGCGUGGAAGGUAAAACUUCAAGAGGAAUAUUGAGAAUAUGAAGAGAAGAAAGUGAAGCCGGCUUCUGGGAGCUUUCAAUACUUCUUUGCUUGGUGGUUAGACAGAGAGGACGAUCAAUGGCGAGAUGGAGAGCCAGUGAUGAAGACGUGGCGCAAAGCACUCUUAUAUAGCAGCAAACAUCUAUUUAAAGAACUUGUCAGACAGCGCUCUCUGCGCUCUUUACUCGUACAUUGCGACGAGUCCACAGUGACCUGUCCAAUCGGCCGAGGUGGGGGGCGUUGAUCCCAGAUUCCCGACAAGACUCGAUGAAGACUCAUGGCUCUUGCAUUUAGACGAGAGAGAGGGGCGGGGCUUGGAGGGGUAAUAGACAGAUGCAGGAGCAGGUGGACGGACCAUGGCUCCUGCACAGGCUUGACAGGCAGUGAUGUACCCCUGCAGAAAUGUCUCUCGAGUCGAACCCAAAGUCUCCUCUCCACCAACCGUGAUAACAGCUCGUCAUCACUCGUCCAGAAGAAACCACAACUCGUGGAAACUCUCCGAGUUGGUGUCAUGAUAUUGCUUGAUCGUCCGCGGCUGUUUAUUCGUUGAAACAAGAAUGCAACCCUAAUCUUACGCCGGAAAACUUCCCGCUCAGUUCGCCUGACAGAUAAGCAACUGAUAACUUUGAUUUUAACCUUCAUGUCGUCUCGGCGUGGAGAGAACAGGCUUAUUUGGGCCAACUUGAUACUCCCGACCGCAAUACACAGCACAAAUGUCGACGACCAUUGCUGGGCAUGGAGUUGGCGCAAGUGGCGAGAAGAAGGUCGUGAUGGACAAGAAAGAGGGUAGCAAGAAUUACAAGGGUUUUGUUGCAGGUGUAUUCUCCGGAGUCUCCAAGUUGUCGGGUAAGUACCCAUUCAUAUUCCAUUGACCUUGAUCACCCACAUUGCACUCCCCUCAAGGUCAAUGGCCUUAGACAGACGAUACAGCAUUUCUUCUACGUUUCACUUUCCCAAGAUCACAAAGCUAACCUCAAUCCCCAGUCGGCCACCCCUUCGAUACCAUCAAAGUCCGUCUUCAAACCUCCAAUUCCGCCCAAUUCUCCGGACCCCUCCAAUGUCUCCUUCAAACGGUGCGAAAAGAAGGUGUCAAAGGCCUCUACAAAGGCGCCACACCCCCUCUCGUAGGCUGGAUGUUCAUGGAUAGCGUAAUGCUAGGCUCCCUAACAUUCUACCGCAAACUCCUGCACCAAACCCUCUUUUCUCCAUCCCGCAUGUACAACUCCCCCUCCGCAUUCGCAAGUGUCGACACUCCAUCCCACAAACUCCCAACCGUGGGCCAUGGAAUGGCAGGCGUGAUGGCUGGAGCAACAGUAUCGUUCGUGGCCGCACCGGUAGAACACAUCAAAGCACGUUUACAGAUCCAAUACUCGAAUGUUCGUUCCGAGAGAUUGUACCAAGGACCCAUCGAUGCAUUCUCCAAGAUCUACAAAUUCCAUGGUGUGAGAGGGAUAUACCACGGUCUUUCAGCAACUCUACUGUUCCGCUCUUUCUUCUUUUUUUGGUGGGGGUCUUAUGACCUCUUCACGAAACUUCUCUCGGAGAAAACUGCGCUUUCCACCCCAGCCAUCAAUUUCUGGGCCGGUGGACUGAGUGCCCAGGUCUUUUGGAUGACUAGUUAUCCUUCCGAUGUGGUGAAGCAACGAAUUAUGACCGACCCGUUAGAAGGGGGGUUGGGGGAUGGAGUCAAGAAAUUUGCCGGUUGGAAAGAAGCGGCGGUGACAGUAUAUGAAGAAGCUGGAUGGAGGGGUUACUGGAGAGGCUUUGUGCCUUGCUUCUUGAGAGCUUUCCCCGCCAAUGCGGUAGCAUUGGUUGCUUUUGAGGGGGUUAUGAGAAGCUUACCCUGAGUAGAUGGGAUUCAACAUGCGUGAUAUAUUUGGGUUUAAAAGGACUUAUACAUUGGGGGCGUUUUGAUUAUACCACAUGGUCGAUAGAAUAGCACGGCAUAUAUGUAGUAGUAUUGUAGAAAGACUAGAUAAAUCUCAAUUCAUGAAAAUUACAACAUUAGAAGCUAG